CUCUGCAUAAGAAUUUCAAUUAGGAUCAGAUGAGCGGCGACAACACAGAAAGAGUUACAUCAGUCGCAGUAAUAUUCCAAUUUGACGGUGCUUUAUGUAAAAAGUUCAAUAAUAGCAUAGUCCGUCAGAAAAGUGUGAUGAGAAGUUAUGGGAAUGGUCAGCCAGUUGGAUUUGCAGAAGAAGUUAUAUGUUUAACUGGUGAUUGGAAACGAAAUACAACUAUAGGGGUCCUUCAUUUCGACUCAGUUGAAGCAGCACAAAGGUGGCUUAACAGUGAUCCGAUUUUUCGCCAGCAUGAUUGGCUUGAUGAUGCAGAAAUUUGGAUUGUACCUUUAUUAUCAGAGAUUAAACCAUGGAAAUACUUACAGAUGAGUUUCCUGAAAAUUGCUAACGAAGAUGAAUUCAAGCAUCAAUAUUUACCUAAUUAUGGAGAAUCAGUUACAAGUUUUGGAGGAGUACCGUUUGUUUGUUCAACUUCAGACGUUGAAGUUCGUCGGGGAAUAAAAGAAAUUGACUAUCUAAUUAUGACAGAAUGGCCUGAUGAAGAGAGCGCUCUAAAGUGGAGUCGUAGUCCUGAAGCAGAAGGUCUAAGAAACAAGCAGAACAUCGUCACUGAACGUUCAACAAUCUUAGCAAUGAUACGCCAAAACUACUAGUAUAUUUAUACUCACGAAAUUCAAGUGUGUACAAAUGUAAAGGGAAGUUUUCAUGACAAUAAAUAUAUUGUAUAAUGUGCAUGCAUCAAAAAUGCACUAACUGAAAUCCGUGACUUCAAAUUUUACAGUUGUAUGUACUACUCUUCAGGAGAGAUAUUAAGCU
Molecule: messenger RNA, 819 nt
Organism: Trichobilharzia szidati
Lineage: Eukaryota; Metazoa; Platyhelminthes; Trematoda; Strigeidida; Schistosomatidae
Source: the annotation of a GenBank genome assembly